AUGAUUAAGUCCCUCUGUUGGAAUAUAAGAGGCAUCACUUCAAAUGGUGCCUUCGACAGACUUAAACAACUCAAAAGACAAUAUAAUCUUGGCUUUAUUGCUGUCCAAGAACCUUUUAGCAGAAUGGAUAAGCUUGAAAAAUUUAGAAGAAGGAUGGGCUUCCAUUUUAGCUAUGCAAACUCCUCCAAUAAGAUAUGGCUCUUCUGUGAGGAGGAGUACAACUGCACUAUUAUUGUGGAUCAUGAGCAACACCUCACCUGCCAGAUUAAGUAUGAUGAUGUAGUUAUCACAAUUACCAUUGUAUAUGCCAAAUGUGAUGUUCAACUUAGAGAGCAACUUUGGAAUGAAUUAAGGUCGAUUUCCAGUAACCAGACAGGCCCUUGGAUGGUGAUGGGAGAUUUCAAUUGUAUUCUGGAUCCUAGUGAGAAGAGAGGCGGGAUACAACAUAACAUGAAAGAAAGCUUGCCUCUACUUGAAUGUAUCUGUGACAGUGAUCUCAUUGAUAUGGGAUAUAGUGGUUCUACCUUCACCUGGUGCAAUGGUUGGGCCCCCGACAAGAGAAUCUGGAAGAGACUUGAUAGGGUGCUUGCCAAUCAAGAAUGGAUUGACCAAUGUAAUGGCACCACUAUCACUCACCUAGUGAGAACUGGGUCUGACCAUGCACCAAUGCUUAUCACUGCUUCCAACAAUAUAAUUAACCCAAAGAAAUAUUUUAAAUUCCUAAACCUGUGGACCAAAGAUGAUACCUUCAUGGAUGUUGUGCAACAAGCUUGGCAAGAGGACUUUUCUGGAUCGCCGAUGUGGAAAUUCCACUUGAAAUUGAAGAAUACUUGCAGUAAACUUUCUUGGUGGUCUAGAAACUGCUUGGGUGACAUAUUUGAAAACACAAAGACCAUGGAAAAGAAAGUGGCUGAUUUAGAGAAGAUAUGCAUUGUCAACACUACUGAUGUCAGCAGAAUGCAUCUCAAUGAAGCUAAUGCCUUACUUAUCAGACACAACAAGCAAGAGGAAGAAUUCUGGAGACAAAAGGCUGGAACUAAAUGGUUUGAGGAAGGUGACCUCAAUACUAAGUUCUUCCACUCAGUGAUCAAAUCCAGAAGAAGGAGGCUCAUGCUCAACAAAAUCAAGAAGGAGGAUGGGAGCUGGCUAGACAAUCCGAAUGAAAUUAUCGAUGAAUCAAUUCAAUUCUUUCAAAAAUAG
Messenger RNA from Lycium barbarum (goji berry), 1200 nucleotides. RefSeq lists its product as uncharacterized. Gene Ontology annotation, molecular function: catalytic activity. The record is from RefSeq and is a predicted model, not a curated record. The coding region runs from base 1 to 1200 and encodes 399 amino acids. NCBI's taxonomy places the organism in Eukaryota, Viridiplantae, Streptophyta, Magnoliopsida, Solanales, Solanaceae. The transcript has a single exon.